AGUACCUGUAAUGAGAAUAAUCUAUUAUUAUUGAAAAGUCAAUAAAUUCUACGUCUCUACAAAAAAAAAUAAAAUCAGUUACCGAAAAAAUUUGUUUAAACAAAAAUUUGAAUAUAAAUACCAAAAAAAGAUGGCACCGCAAAAGUCCGCCGAUCAAUGCAAAAUCUUCCUUCAAUUUAUGGAAAAACAUCCUGGCCUAGCAAAGGGAUUCUUAAAAGGUGAUAAAGUCAAACAGGAGCAAUUAUGGAUUGACUUGGCUAAUCAGCUCAAUGCUUGCGGUCCACCUUCUAGAGAUGUCGCAAAUUGGAAAAAGACUUGGUGUGAUUGGAGAAGAAGCAUUAAAACUAGACUAGCAGAGAAUAAAAGUUCCUUAAAGAAAACAGGUGGGGGGCAAUUUCAGCAGCAUUUUGUAUCGCCGGUUGAGGAGCAGUUGGCUAUUAUAUGUGGCAUCUUUCAAACUGUUGAUGGCGUAGCGAUGGCAAAAACAUUUGCAACCCAAUCCAAAGAAACAUAUUUUAAAAGCGAUGUAAUAAUCGAAUCCGAAUCAUCAGCAAUGGUUCCAAAUUGUGAAAAUACUAUAGAUUUAGAAAAUCUAGAAUAUUCGCCUUCGCCGGCAACUCCUGAAAUCUCUCCCCAAAAAAAGAGAAAACGUUUUGAUGGAGACAUUCAGAAUUUAAUGGGGGAAGAGAAAAAAAUUUUAAAUAUGUCGCUACAAAAAUAGAAGAAGUCAAUGAAACCAUGGCAAACCAUUCAAAAUAUUUAAAAAAUAUAAAUAGAAAUCUGGACGAAAUACGAUCCCUAAAAAAAGGAACUUGAAGAAAUAAAACGCCACCAUCUAGUUUUGGAAAAGGUAGCCCUAAACAGGAAUGAAAUAAAAUUAGAAUUACUAAAAUUUGAAAGAAAGAAAAUGGGUAUUCCAGAGGAAUAAACUACUUAAAUAACCCAAUUUAUGAUUUCCUUAAUUAUUUUUAACUAAAUAAAAUAUUUUUAAUGAAUUUUUUAUGUUUUUAUUUAUUUUUUUAUAAAUAAAAAAUAUUUUUA
This is a messenger RNA of Lucilia cuprina (Australian sheep blowfly), 1041 nucleotides long. RefSeq lists its product as uncharacterized. Lineage: Eukaryota; Metazoa; Arthropoda; Insecta; Diptera; Calliphoridae. The record is from RefSeq and is a predicted model, not a curated record. Bases 131 to 721 code for a protein of 196 amino acids. The transcript has 3 exons. Gene Ontology annotation, cellular component: nucleus.